Messenger RNA from Aegilops tauschii subsp. strangulata, 647 nucleotides. Lineage: Eukaryota; Viridiplantae; Streptophyta; Magnoliopsida; Poales; Poaceae. The record is from RefSeq and is a predicted model, not a curated record.
GCACAAGGGACCGAGUUAAUGGAUGACAAAAUCUAAGAUCAUCUUCGAUGUCUUCGUCGAGGAGAUGGCACAACAGAGGGUUAUGAGGCAAUUUGGUCUUCUGCAGUUGGAGCUACCUCCCCCUAUAGAGAACCCGGUGCCAGCACACAUCCACAGGACGACAAGGAAGGGCAUGAACAGGACAACUGCUGACUGGCUAGUUAGACUAGAGCCGUAUGUUAUAGAAUGGGAGACAGCAAACACAAAUCUAUGGCACGAGAAUCACAAUUUCGAUCUUGAUGAAUUCAAUCUCUAUUUGCGGUGCUACAUGACCGGAACACGGUUACGCAUUGUUGAGUACUCCCACCCAGAGGAGAUACCGGAUCCUACUCCGUCGGAUAUGUACCCGAGCUAUGAUACUUCGGGCUCUAGGCAGUACGCGGCUACCUUGACACGCGAACUCUACGACGACGUGACCACCUUUGGACGAUCACUAUCGUCUGGACCUCUUCUUCAUCAUCGUCCAGUGGUACAGCCCUUCUUGGAAAGAAUUCAGAAUAAGAUACAGACUGUGUACGAGGCUAUCACGUGCACCCGGAGAACCGAUGUUGUUCAGCACCAGCAGGAGCAGCCGCGUCACUCCAUGCACCGACAUCAACCACGUCCAC